Molecule: messenger RNA, 1844 nt
Organism: Sphaeramia orbicularis (orbiculate cardinalfish)
Lineage: Eukaryota; Metazoa; Chordata; Actinopteri; Kurtiformes; Apogonidae
Gene: neil1
Product: nei-like DNA glycosylase 1
Exons: 8
Coding region: 431-1777 (448 amino acids)
Biological process (GO): base-excision repair
Cellular component (GO): nucleus
Molecular function (GO): zinc ion binding; DNA-(apurinic or apyrimidinic site) endonuclease activity; DNA N-glycosylase activity
Source: RefSeq, a predicted model, not a curated record
AUUUGAACUGACGCUUUUAUCACCUGAAUGUAAACAUCCCACCUUUCUGUCCUGAGAACAUAUGUGUACCAGGUGGAUUUUCCUUUGGUGCUGUGGACUCAGACCCCAUGAACAUGCAAAGUCUGAGGCUGAAUGCAUGAAUGCAUCACAAAGUUUAGUCUGCGGCUGUGGAGUAGUAGUACUGUUGUGGAGACUGUGAUUCUAGUAAACCUGAGGUCAGAGUCCUCAGUGUUAAACCCACAGCUGUCAGACAAUUGUUUGUGAUCAUUUUUCAUCUUUUUCUACUUUAUAUUUCUUAUGUAUAUCUUAAUGCUGUUUCAGAGCCUUGUCAGCACUGCCAGUGUUUUUUGGAAGGAAAUCUGCUGAAUCCUUUAUUUUUCACCUCCAAGAAAAGUAGAGGUUCCACCACAGCUCCACCUGUUCAAACAAAAUGCCAGAAGGACCUGAGCUCCACUUGGCUAGCUGUUAUGUGAACAAAAUGUGUGAUGGAGUGGUGUUCACUGGUGCAGUUAGAAAAUCUGAGGUCAGCAAGAGUCCUGAUGUGCCCUUCAACUCUGAGGCCUAUCGCAUCACUGCCACUUCCAGAGGGAAGGAAGUGAAGCUCACACUGACGCCCAUAGGUGGUGAUUCAAAGCGGAGAGUGAAGGCAGGACAAGCUGACCAGCCCAUGGACAUCAUCUUUCGCUUUGGGAUGUCUGGCUUUUUCCGUUUAACCAGUGAGGAUGAGCUCCCAAAGCAUUCACAUCUGCGAUUUUAUUCCAAAGAGAAGCCCUGCAGAGUGCUAAGCUUUGUGGAUGCACGCAGGUUUGGUACCUGGCACCCCAAUGGGACAUGGCAGCCAGACAGAGGACCCUGCAUCAUGUUUGAGUACAAAAGCUUCAGGGAGAAUGUUUUGUCCCAUCUAUCUGACCGUGCCUUUGAUCGGCCCAUCUGUGAGGUUAUGCUCAACCAGAAAUAUUUUAAUGGCAUCGGGAACUACCUGAGGGCAGAAAUUCUUUACAGGUUAAACAUCCCACCCUUUGUGUGUGCCAGAACUGUACUGGAAGGCCUUGAGUCAGAGGAUUUGUGUGAAAGUGAGAAGCCUGUAAAAAAGGAGUUCUCAGACGUCAAGGUGAAACGCCCAGACAAAAAUGCAUUUAUCAAGUCAUCCUCUGCUGACCUCAACCAUCUUUCAUUUUCUUACAAUGCUUUUCUUUCUUCUAUGCUAAAGGGUUCAGACAGAAUCACAAAGGUUAAAGUGAAAGAAGAGAAGACAGACCUGCUCAGACUCAGUCAUACUGUACCUCUGGAGGUUGUAAGCCUAGGAGGAAAGGGCUAUGAUCCAGAAAAGGCCGACUACUCUGGUUUUCAGGCGUGGCUGCAGUGUUACAGCGUGGAUGGAAUGAAAUCUGUUCGGGACCACAAUGGCAGAACAAUGUGGUUUCAAGGAGAUUCUGGGCCAAUGGUGCCUAAAGACCUAAAGUCACCCAAGGCAAAAAAGAGAGUGAAGAAAGAAGAUGACCAUGAUUAUACAGACAAGAAAAAGGUUUCCAGGGGUCGCUCUAAAAGCACAUUAAAGAGAAAGCUGAUCAAAGAGGAAACUGUGAUCAAAACCCCGAAGAAAGAAAAGGAUGCACGUCUCAAGGAAGCAGGAUCCAAGAGAAGAAAGACUGAAAAACCUCAGGAAAUAAACACACCUCAUCGUGAAAAGAGAUCAACUGCACGCAGGAGGAAGAGCAGCAGUAAUGACACAGCUGCAGGGUCACAGAGGCAGAGCAGGAGAAUGAGCAGCAAAUAAAUACAGGGAGACACUGUUCUGUUUUUAUACUUUUUAUACAUUUUUCAUUAAAAAAUAUAAUGAAAUU